This is a messenger RNA of Ricinus communis (castor bean), 651 nucleotides long. RefSeq lists its product as uncharacterized. Bases 1 to 651 code for a protein of 216 amino acids. Lineage: Eukaryota; Viridiplantae; Streptophyta; Magnoliopsida; Malpighiales; Euphorbiaceae. The record is from RefSeq and is a predicted model, not a curated record. Gene Ontology annotation, molecular function: zinc ion binding. The transcript has a single exon.
AUGCUAGAAGAGAUUAGAUGUGCAUUAAUGGAGAGAAUGCACAGUAAGUUGAUGCAUGCUACUAGUUUAACUGACUCCAUCACACUUAGAAUUAGAACUAAGCUUGAAGAAAUCAAGUACAAUAGCAGAUUAUGUACUUCCAAACCUGCUGUUGGUGGCAAGUUCCAAGUGAACAUUGGAGAGGAUCAGUUUGUGGUUGAUAUCAAUGCGCACACUUGUACUUGUAGAACAUGGCAGAUAACAGGCAUUCCUUGUAUCCAUGCAUGUUCUAGCAUUCAUUUGAUGAACCAGGAUAGUGCAACAUUUAUGGACAAGUACUAUAGUAUAGAAACUUAUAUUGAAACCUACAAAAAUGCUCUUGACCCACUGAAUGGCAGAAAAAUAUGGCCACAAGCUGAUGGGCUUCCAAUCAAGGCACCCAAAUUUAAGAAAAUGUCUGGCAGACCUAAGAAGAACAGGAAGAGAGAUAUCACUGAAGAUCCAAAGAAUCCUAAUAAGCUGUCUAAACAAGGAAUUCAAAUGACUUGUGCAGUUUGUGGAGGAGUUGGGCACAACAAGAGGAGUUCUAAUAUGAAAAAUGAUCCAUCUUUCAAGAGGCCUCCUAAACUGCCAGUCAAGCGUGGCAGUAGGGCUGAGCAUGGAUCUCGGUGA